Molecule: messenger RNA, 5643 nt
Organism: Alternaria infectoria
Lineage: Eukaryota; Fungi; Ascomycota; Dothideomycetes; Pleosporales; Pleosporaceae
Exons: 2
Coding region: 1-5643 (1880 amino acids)
Biological process (GO): protein import into nucleus; RNA export from nucleus
Cellular component (GO): nuclear pore inner ring
Molecular function (GO): structural constituent of nuclear pore
Source: RefSeq, a predicted model, not a curated record
AUGGCCCCCAUCCAAUCCCCCGAGUUCGACCUGGGCAAGUGCCUCAAGGGCGAGCAGCAGCUUGUGACCUGGGACAUCGCAUACCGCGCCCUCUGCGACCCCGAAACCGCGUCCAAGAGCGAUGCCCUACGCGCCUUCCUCACCGCCAACGAGAACAGAGACAUCCUCGCCCACCCGUGGAAGCCCUUUCCCGACCCGUCGUCGCAGGAGAAGAGCAAAUUCGAAUCAAAGACCGCGCCCAUCAGCGUCACUCCCGCCCAGAGCGAACACUACGAUGUAACAGAGAUCAAGGACGACAGCCUGUGGCUGGCCAAAGAAGCGCAGAUAUCAGAAUAUGCAGCGCUGCAGUUGGUCGUCCAGGAAUGGCAGGGCAGGCCAACCGCACAGCUGUUGAGUGGACUCACUGAAGAGGAGGCCCUCAGCGUACAGGAAGCCGCUGGAGUCGGGAAUCUAGGCGCCUCGACUUUCGUCCCAAACUCAUCCAUCAUGGCCUCACCGCUCGCUUCCAAGACCGCGCAUCUCGAUGCAAAGGACCAGCGCCGCCUCCACAUCCUCGACGUAUACCAUUCGACGUGCGCGUCCAUCAUACGCAUCAGCCAGCUUCUGGUCUCGUGGGGCUGCGCGUCCAACUUGCGCAGCCAAACCAUCUACGGCAACGACUACCUUAGCAUUGGCGCCGGCUGGAUUGAGGAGCUUGGACAGGCUAUCGCAGCAGCGCAAGAUGGCCCCUCGGGCGGAAAGGCGCUAGACGAGUUGCUCAAAGCAUUCGACAAAAGAUGCGACGCUUUGGACACCGGCUAUGGCUGGGACGUCGACGAGUCGAUACUAGAGCCUGCGUCAGAGAAAUGGGUCGUCGCGCAGACUACGGAGAUGCUGCAUAUCCUUCACCUGGCCUUGGUACACGCAGACCUGGUCGCGAAGGACUUCCUACCUGCGGCUACCAUCGAGGACUGGCUCAAAGCCUUCAGUUUCCGCGGCUUUUUCCGCGAAUUCCCAGCAGUCACGGCUCGCCAGGAACCUCUCAUUCCGGUUAUUCAACUGCUGACUUCACUCAUGUCUUUGACUAUCUUGAAAGUCGACAAGAUCAUGGACGACCUCGAAUCUGGCAACUGCAACGCCUGGGACUCCUCAUCGUAUAUUCUCAACGGCACAGUUGUAGAGAGCAUUACCACCAUCUUCGGAGAAGCCAAGUCAUUGGGCGCCAGUCCGGCUACACCACCUACAUUCGCCUGGGCUAUCCUGACUUGGAGGCUCACCACCCGUGCGAGCUACGAGGAACAAGAGCGCGACCGUCUCAUCGAAGCGUCGAACGACACAGGAAACACGGAGCCUCAGACUUCGCCACUCGAAGAGGCUGCUUUAGUUGUGGCUAGACUUGAAAAUCAUGAGCUCUUCGACGGCAAGAUGCCUUAUGAGGAGCUGGCCAACAUCAGCUCAGCAGUGGGCGUGCUAGCUAUCAUCAACCAGCUAGUUGAGACCAGUCUGCCAGCAUUUGGAACAUCGAUCGACCAGAUAUCACAGGAUAGGAUUCGUCUACUGUUCCUCCAACUCAUCCGCGCCGCAGUCGGCAGUGACAUUGUUGCGUACAGCCCGGAUCUGAUAGUAACAACAUACACAAUUCUCACCGGUGACAACUCCUUCCGUAGAUGGGAGAAUGGGGAGAUUUCUCGUCAUGCUGAUCCGGUUGUUGCGUAUUUCCUGGAAGACGAAUACAUCCUUCGACCACUGCUGCUCAACGAAGCUCGCCUACGCUAUCCCUACGAGAUGACGCCCUUCCUCAAAUUCUGUAGCGCAUUGACACGCGGGGACAAGACCAUGCAGAACGGCAUGCCUACAUUCAUCGAGAAGCUUGGGAACCACAAUCGACUUAUGCAGCGCCUCCCAGAAGGCUUCAGGGACUAUGCAUUGACGCGCGAGGAGGAGAAUGCCAACUGGGUUGAACUUACAGCCAAUCUUCCACUCUUCUCGACUGGAACCCCUUCAAGCUUCCGUGGGCAACGACGGUUAUUAACCUCCGGCAGAUCGACACAGUCUGACGGCCUGUCUGGAAUACCUGCUGGCACAGAAGGGAUCAUCGUUGAUGAUAGCUCACAGCCUUAUGUGGCGGUAUGGCAUCAUCACCACUCUACACUUUCGUACCUAGUCGAGCUACUUUCAACAUACCCUGUAGGCAGCAGUAAGGUCGAAACCGCCACGCAGCAACCCGCAUCUCGCGAAAGCGUCAUCGAGAUUAUCGGACUCUUCGCCGACUUGAUGCAUUCUUCUUUACAUGCUUCUGAGGGCAUCUGUUCAGCAGAACUCCUGGAGGCGAUCAGCAUCGGUGCUGAAAGCAGCCAGGAUACUGUCAACAUUGUGCUUGCCAUUUUCGAGGAGGAGCUGCUCCACCUCUGCCAGGAGCCUAGUAACGAAGCUUCUUUAGAGCUUCUGGUCAACUGCACCCACUUCCUAGAGGCCUUGAUCAUCGUCUCACCACAUAGGGUAUGGCCCUGGCUCGCUAGGAGCAGGUUGCUAGAAGGCGACGGCAACGGAAGCUUAGCGACUAUUCUGAUCGGAACCGAGAUGGUUCUUGGGCGAUAUGACUUCCUCAUAGGAUGCAUUCGACUCUACAAGGGUCUCGUUAAGGAUGCCGUUGAGCGAUCGGUGUCUCGCAAAGUGCCGACAAAAGCACUUAGCCGCUUCAAUGCAUCCGCGCCUUCAGAAAGCGGAACGUCGGACAAGAUCAUGAGCACCAUCCUCUUUACAUUCGGCCGGACCCUUGCCAGCAUAUACGAGAGCUCUUUGAACUGGAAAUACUCUCAACCCAACCACCGUCCUGAGAUUAACAUCGCUAUCUGCGAAGUCUUCACAACGAUCUUGAACCUUGCGUACAGCGUCGACGACGAGCCCAAGCUAUCUGCUAAACUUGCCAAAUCUAUCGCGCCCAUCGCUGAGUACCUUACCCAGCUGUACCUUACGCGAUCUGGUGCAGAUCUUCCAACGAACCCGCUGAUGACAUCUCUGGUUACUGGUGUCAGCCCUAGUGACAUCACGUUGCUCACGACCUCGAGUGCGUUGUGGAUGCAGCAGACGCAGACUACUGUGGCCUUCGCCGAUGUCCUUGUCAGGGUUGCAAUACUACUUAACAAGCCCUGGACACACCUGGAGCAGCAGUUGUUCAAAGCUACGCCAUUAUUAGCACGAUUAUAUGCGACUAGUGACAAGUGGAAGUCGCAGGUCGUGCUCCUUUUGGAAGCUCUUGUCCGCGGUGCUGUUCGGGUCGCUGGACAAGAAGACUCAGCCAUGGCAGACGGAGACCCAAAGCAGACUGCUCGAAAACAGAUUGAACAGCAAGAACCGCCUUCCCUACUUGGGCACCUCGGACCACGGACCGCAAAGAACUUCUUGAGUGUGCUGUCACAACUAGACGAGCCAUUGCAAAUAGUGGACAUUCAGACGAACGUCUGGAACUUGCUUUCGGCUGUAGUAACGUGCAAGCAGCAAUGGUUCUCGUUGUACCUGCUCACUGGUAGCACACCUCGGGAGUCGAUUCGCUCCAAGAAGGACGCGACCCAUGACUCAAGAAACAGAGCUCUCCUCACGCGAGCGCUCGAUGCACUUUCCAACAUGGCUUUGCCCGAGAAAGACGCGAGUGGGAUUUCAUGGCCUCUUUACACUGCCAUGCUUGAGUUUGUUUCAUCAGCGCAGAACAACUGGUCAUGGGCAAUGGGUGAUCUAAGGCAACGUAAAGACUUGAUCCAGAAGCUGCUUGCUUUCCUGAAGUGGAUGGCCAAGCAACCCAAACAACCAAAAAUGAGCAGCAAUAGCGAGACAUUGGAGCGCUCUUUCCAGAACAGGUUUGCAUCGUUAGCUUGCGAAGUCAUCGCUAUGUACCUCCACAGCUCGCGGCAAGUGGGCGACAUCACUGUGCUCAAGGAUGUUGUGCCGAGUCUGACAUACCUGGAAGAUACUGCUUUGGAGCUGCCGUCCUACAGUACAUCCUUGCACGGCUAUCUCAAACAGAACCUCGAGCAACAGUAUCCUGGUGUCUCAUUAGGAAACCUCAAGCGAACCACACUCUACCCGGAGACCUUUGGGCGCGCCUUCUUCUACGACAUCGACCUUGCUCAGCAGCUUUUGGGCUUCAACAGCAAAUGGACAGGUCCUCGAGAAGGUACGGGCUUUGCUGCCGAAGUGGAGAAGGCCAACUACAACCUUGGCCUCGUUGAGUCUCAAGUCCUACUGCUCCAAGGCUGGAAGCUACUGGCUCUUGAGCUGAGUCAGGUUGUAGCAAAGGAUGAGCGCAUAGUCAAGGUGCUUGUCGGUGUUAUUCAGAAGUGCAUGGUUGCCAAUCAACAAUCGAAUCUUCCGGAAGCGUUAUUUGGCCAGCUCAUGGUCCUGCGAGCAGAUCUGGCUUUCGCACUGCUUAAGAAGCUGGUGGAGGCCAAAGUACGAACAAGCGAGGCACGCCAACUACUCGCUCCAGUAUGGAACGCCAUCCGCACUUCUACGCCCGACUUCGAGAACGUAUUUUCGACUGACGCUGUGCACUACUACCGGUCUCUGCUACGGAUCCUGUACCUCGCCCUUCAUUUCCAUCUAAUCGAAGAUACGGACACGUCGGACGACGCAUCCUUCCGCUCCUCUUUCCGCGGCACAAUGCCCACAAGCCACAACAAAUACACGGAACCCAUCUCCACCCAACUCCUCGAGAUUCUGUCAGAUACGGUUGCAAAAGGCUUCCGCAGUCUGGCUAAUCAACUCCACGCCGAACCCGCAUCCGUCUCGCCAUCUGACUUCGCCCUCCUCACUGCGCUUCUCCAACGUAUCAUUGCGAUACCAGAGAUGUCGAAGUGGCAGCAACAAGCCGCUCUCCUCUUCGCCAACAGCAACACCGUGCGCUACGCCACCAGUCUAUUCUCAUGGGCCGACCGCCUGACAAUCUCCCACAACGGCGUCGACGACCCCAUCUACGGCGAGCUCAGCGUCCUCUUCCUACUCUCUCUAUCAAGCAUCUCAGCCCUCGCCGAGACCAUGGCCGUGGAAGGCAUACUCAGCCAACUCAACACCGCAAACAUCAUGAACUACUACCGACGCACCAACGGCAUGGGACCCUUCGACAACCCAUCCCGCAUGUACAGCAUCUGGACAAAAGGCAUCCUACCCCUCUGCCUCAACCUCCUCCUCUCCGUCGGCCCGCCCAUCGCAGCAGAAAUCUCAUCCUUCCUCAACCAGUUCCCCGAGCAACUCGCCCGUUCAGCCCUAAGCAUAAACUCGAACCCUUCGUCCCGCACAUCAGCCACAAAAAUCACACUGACCGUCGCCUCGGAAGUCCACUCCCUCUCCCUCAUCGCCAGCAUCCUAGAAAACGUACGCAAACAAGGACCCAAGCUGGGUAUCCAAGCCAACGAAGUCGCUCUCCUAGACUGGGAUAAGGAAAACAUCAAGGAAGAUGUCGAGAGCUGGCUCAGUCGCAAGAGUGCGCUACGCGAGCGCAUCGUUGCUGUUGAUGAGCGCGAGCUGGAGAUGCUGAGUCAAAGGAAGGGAUCAGGUGAGGAUGCGUUGAGUGAGCUUGAGAUCCGCGUUCUGGGGGAGUUGGAAGAUGCGGGGAAGUGUCUUGGUGUGGGCAAUGGGAAUGGAAACGGGAAUGGAAAUGGGAAGAAAUAG